AGCAGAGAAGAAGAAGAAGAGUGAAAGCCAGUCAGUUGACCAGUCCACCAUUCUGACAGCUGUUUGACACUUUAAUAAUCAUCUCCAUCAUGAGCAGUGAACAGGCUAAGAAGAUCAAACUCAACGAUGGCAACUUUAUGCCACUGCUGGGUCUGGGAACAUUCAAUUUAAAGGUUGCAAGUUCAAACCGGAGUCAAGAAAUAAUUGAGGAAGCAAUAGAUGCUGGCUACCGUCACUUGGACACAGCUGUCACCUAUCAGACUGAGGUGGACUUGGGCAAAGCCGUCCGUUUCAAGAUACAGCAGGGCAUCAUUCAGCGCCAGGACCUGUUCAUUGUGAACAAGCUGUGGUGCAAAUAUUUUGCCCCUGAGGACAUCCCUGUGUGUCUGGAUAAAUCUCUGUGUGACCUGCAACUGGAUUACUUGGACUUGUACCUGGUGCACUUCCCUGUGGGACUGCAGAAAGUCAGCGAAGAACUCUUUCCAAUGAAGGAUGGAAAAACUCUCACAACAGACUUUGACUAUGUGGAUGUGUGGAAGGGGAUGGAAGCUUUGAAGGCUACUGGAAAAGUGAAGAGUAUUGGAGUGUCCAACUUCUCUGUCUCACAACUUGAGAGGCUGCUGUCUGUGGCUAAAGUGCCUCCAGUUGUCAAUCAGGUAGAGCUUCAUCCUUACCUGGUGCAGACUGAUCUGAUUAAAUAUUGUAAGUCGAAGAAUAUUGCUCUCACAGCCUACUGUCCCUUUGGCUCACCAGACAAACCCAAAGAGAUGCAUAGAGGAGAAACAGAUCCUGAAAAGCUGCUGGAGGAUCCUGUGGUUGGGACGAUUGCUGUAAAACACAAACGGACUCCUGCACAGGUUUUGCUGAGGUAUCACAUUGAACAGGACAUUGCAGUGAUUCCAAAGUGUGUUAAUUCCAUCCAGAUUCUGGAAAACAAAAAGGUCUUUGACUUCUCUCUGGAUGAAGAGGAUAUGACAACACUCAGGUCUCUGAAUCGUGGCUGGAGAGCUGCUCCCUUUAAUGAGAUGAAGUCUCAUCCUUUCUACCCUUUUAAGUGAAAUGUAGUAAAUGGCUGAGAUUCAGGACAGCUGUCUCCAUUGUGAAUGAGUCUACAGUGUUGCUGUUUCAAUCAGAUAAGUUUUAUGGAUAAAUCGGCAGAAUUAAAAUUUGUAUACAAUAUUAAUGCACAAAAUGAAUGCUCAGGCUAAACAGGGCUUGCAAUUUAUUCUUCAUAAUCUUGAAGAAUUCUGAGUAAAUACAAUCUUUUUAUAACAACAA
Molecule: messenger RNA, 1278 nt
Organism: Pygocentrus nattereri (red-bellied piranha)
Lineage: Eukaryota; Metazoa; Chordata; Actinopteri; Characiformes; Serrasalmidae
Product: aldo-keto reductase family 1 member B1-like
Exons: 10
Coding region: 90-1058 (322 amino acids)
Cellular component (GO): cytosol
Molecular function (GO): aldose reductase (NADPH) activity
Source: RefSeq, a predicted model, not a curated record